Messenger RNA from Notodromas monacha, 5658 nucleotides. The record is from the annotation of a GenBank genome assembly. NCBI's taxonomy places the organism in Eukaryota, Metazoa, Arthropoda, Ostracoda, Podocopida, Cyprididae.
AUGAGUCAGCAACGCAGCAGACAUGGUGUAUCGUCAAUUUUUUUCUGUGCUGUAUCCCUUCAAGUUUUUCAAACUGGUGGGUUGAUGAGCUCACAUUGGAAGUUGAAUGCCGAAAAUGGGAAAGUCGUGCAAGUUUCGGAGCCUGUGACUGAAAGCGACGAAGUAUUCUUCGAAAUUCUUGCGACGACAAAUUUCAAGGCCAGCUGUUGGAAACGCACGGCGCACGAUCCUGAUCAUAAAGAGGCGAUUUGUGUUUCGAGAGAAAUAUCAAGUGAAGUCAGGGAUUCAUCAGUGAUCGAAGAAAAACCGCAGCCGCCUAUACCUUUACAGAGAGAUGAGUUGGACUGCGGAAAGCCGGUCAAUUUCACAUAUUACGAUCAUCUAAUGGGAAUUUCGCGACGGAACAUGCAUCCCGAGAUAAUUGAACCACAUUUGACGUUGGUGUUCCACGAAGGCACUACGGGGGGAAGCGGGAACUUCAAAAUCAAGCGUGAUGUGCUUGAAGCAGACUUGGAAGCUAUGGAAAAAGCACUUAAGAAAGCGAAGAAAGAGAAACCGAGAACGGAGCAACUUUAUAAUCAACUGGGAAAUUAUUGGAGAAUCCGCGGAGACGCCAUUAAGACAAUCGAAUGCUUCCGAAAAGCUUUGACGAUAGCACCGAAUAGCGCGGAGGUGUUGAUUAAUUUGGCGCGCGUCUUGCUGAACUUGCAAUAUAAAGAAGAUGCUCUAUUUCUGGCGAAGCGUUCGUUAGAGGUUCACCCACCGCAUCUGAACCCAUGGUUGAUUCAUUUUACGCUGGGAGAAAUCUUCAAGGAGUUUGGAUAUCAUCAGGAGGCGGCGUUGCAUUUAAAACAUUGCUUGGAGCUAAAGCCGACAUGGACACCGGCGGUGGAAGUCUUGCGGGAGCUCGGCGACCCGUAUAUUCAGUUUGAAGCUGUGAAAGCUUCCUAUAUCCAUAUCUACACGCUGCUUAUUAUCGUUUUCCUUGUGCUGGGAGUGUUCCGGUCAACGGACAGAUUAGCGUUCGUGGAGAACAUCGGCUACUCGACGAAGUCAGGCUGGGUCGAGUUUGCGCAUAAAAAGGGCGUCAAAUUCGACAAAGAUGAAGGGGUUCGUUCAGAAAUCGUAGCCGAAACGAAGAAAAGAGCUGGGGAGAAGGAUGCAAUUGUUGAUAAUCCAAUUCAUCUAACGAUGUAUUCACCCCAUGUGGCCGAUUUAACUCUGGUGGAUUUACCUGGAUUGGUAUGCAAUACACUGCCAGGGCAACCUGCUAAUAUUCCUGAAACUGUGAGGAACAUGAUCCGCAGGUACAUAGAGGAAGAAAAUGCGAUCAUUUUAGCUGUUUCUGAUGCAAGUAUGGAUUUGCAAAUUUCGGAAAGCCUAAAACUUGCGAAUGAAGUAGAUCCUGAUGGAUCUCGGACAUUCGGAGUAAUCACCAAACUUGAUCUACGAAGGGACCCCGGUUCCGUUAGAGUUUUAACGCAAGUAUUAUCAAACCGACGCAUUCCCUUGAAAUUUGGGUAUGUUGGCGUUGUGAAUGGAGAAGUGGAUGCUCCUGAAGAAGGCCACGCAGCGAACUUCGCAGCUAUUCGAUUAAAGGAGAAGAAAUUCUUCAGGGAUUUCUAUCCAGAACUGGCUGUUCAGCAAGGAACACCUUAUUUGAGAAAGAAACUGUCGAAUGGGUUAGCGCGUCAUGUUGUGGAAACCGCGCCGAAAGUUAAAGCACAAUUGGAUAAAAAGAGACGGGAAUUGGUGGAGAAGCUGAAAUCGCUGGGUUUUGAAGUUGAUGGAAUGCGGGACACGGCUCCAUCAAAUAUAAGGAAGACAAUGUGGGAGAUCGUUGGAAAGUUUUCCAUGAAGUUAUCGGCUAUCGAAGGCUUCGUUAUUGAUGUUUCAACGAAGGACCUCUCCCAUGGGCCAGCUCUUCACCAAUGUUUGAGCACGAUCGUCGAACAGAUCAGGAAUGUUGAAGCGCCGACUUUGGCAGAAGUGAAAAUAACGAUGAGGAACGUAUUGGGGAUUCACAGUCCAUUGACAAAUCCUCAGCAAGCAUUCCACAUUAUUAUACGAGAAAUGCUAGAGAAUAAAUUUCGUCCCCCAGUCAUGAAUGGACUGGAAAAAAUGACGGACGAAAUGGAAAAAUGCAUCAUUGCAUGCUUGGAAAUUUUCGAGGUGUACCCCAAAUUACGAAGCACCAUCCAAGAUCUCAUGCUUGCUGAACUGCGAUCAAAUCAAGCUGACUGCAGUACUUAUGUAACAACCUUUAUGAAAGUGGAAGCCGUUUAUCCGAACUUCAAUCAUCCUGAAUUCGUGCGAAAGAAAUUCAAGCAACGCUUGUGUGAUCUGAAAAAGCAAGGUGAAGAAAUCAAGAACGAGGGAAAAGACGGAUCCAAACAUCAGGCGUCGAAAAUGUUACGCUGCAUCGAUGAACAAAUUGGACAACUUUCGGAAACCUUGGAGAAGGGUGACUUGAGAGUGAAUUGGGAUGAGCGUUUUGACGCUAAUGCCGACGUUGGACUGAAAGAAAUCGUCAUGUAUCUAGAGGUCGUGGAAAUGACCCUGGUUGACCAAAUCCCCAAGGCCUUUGUCAACUUUAUAGUGAGCAAGACAAUAGAGUAUGCCAAGAAUAAUCUUCCACAGGAAGAUGAACUUUACAUCGAGCCUGUGCAGGCUUGCAUUGAUGCCGAGGUACCGACCAGGAUGCGUUUGUGGAACGAAGCCAUUACCCUCGGUACGAUGCGCAUUCGACAGCUCAUUGCGAAGCCAAGAAUCGCCGAAAUCAUUAAGACUUACGAAGAUAUUGUUGGACGGACGGAAGUUCGGAUUGCUCAGCAAAAAGUUGUUGAAUCACAAUUGAAAUUCGAAACGACGCAGGAAGAACGUCGUCAGCGCCAACUUCAGCUGAAUAUCAUCAAUCAUGACUUGAGGAAGCUUCGAGACGAAAUUGACCAAGUCCACCGAACUGAUUCACGUUAUAUUGCUCUUGUUUCUAAGGAGCACGAGCUAAUCAAAGUAGAGAAGCUUCUUCAAUCUGAUUUUGAGCUUUAUGAAAAAGCUGAAAGGGAUUAUUUCGCCACAUUGUCGAUGGCUGUCCGAGACAGUCAAGAGAAGGAAAGAGCUCAAGCGGAGAAGACGAAGUAUUGGUCUAUUAUAGGAUCCAUUUGUGGCGCAGUAAUUGGUAUAGUUGGCACCUCUAUCAACAACUGGCUGCGAAUGCGGGAGUUGCGUCGUAUGAUUGAUGAUUAUCCAAAACAGUACCACGGCGUGAAUGUAAAAAGCGUUCCAAAAGUUGAUGAAUUGGUCUUGGACCAAGUCGUUGACGUAGAGAGUUGUUCUGAUCAGAGGUUGGAAAGAGUUGAACUUUUGGUGAAACUGACCUGUGCUGUGGCGAUUGGUGGCUUUCUAAUAUCGUUAUUCAAAAUGUGCGAAAUGGCAACCAACUUGCCAUAUGAGGUAUGCAAGUUUAUGAAAAGCAGUGGUUAUCUGAAACGCAUCAUCAAAGAAACUCAUGAUGCUAUUCAAGAUGUCAAAGGAUGCGGUUACUUCACCAUUGGCCAAUUGGAAUCGCUGGGUGCCCGCGAGGUAGAACUGGCGGAUAUUGGACGUCAGAUGUCGUGCUCGCUUUGCCUCGUUAUCAUGGGACAAACUCCAUAUGCCAAAGCAUCUGUAGUUAAUGAAUUAUUUGGCACCCCGAUUUUACCCCUGGUCCGGGACUUGGACAGUCAUCUUGCUUGGCGAACUGUUCGAUUCAUUAGUGGACGGGGUCCACGUGCGCAAGUUUCGCUUGCUCUGCCUAAUUCCUACGAACUUGUCGAACGUCUUCAGGCGUACGAACGUCCAUGGAGAACAGUUCCCGUGGCUGACUUACUGCUCAAGGACGACGAUUUUGAGGAUCCCGCAAAAGAAACAGCGAUAUUGGAAGUUCAGCUGCGCCAUCCCCUGCUCAUGAGUGGAGCAUCCGUUGUUGUUUCACCAUGCAAUCAUUUAGACAGCAUUGAGUCCGUUUUUAAGAAAGUGACGGACGGCGUUCUUCCAAUCCUGGUGUACACUAUUUCCGACGAACGCCUUUUUUCAAAAGAGCUCAAAGAACUGGAGGAGAUCAGAGUGAUGGUGGGAAAUUUCCCGGUUUUCUUCGUCAAAGUAUCCCCUCCGUCGGACUCCCACACGUGGGAACUUACAGAAUCCCAACAGCAUGAAGUAAUGCGAAGCAGAAGGCGAAACUCGAGUGGUGCCGAGCUGCUUCAUUCUCCUACGCGUGAAAGACGAUUUUGUGCUUCUACCGAGGGAGAGUGCAAGAAAUCAAAUAUUUCUCCACCUGUUUCCAAGGAUACCGGAAAUCUUCCUAGUGUGAUUCAUACGCAGUUGGCGAAGCUUGGCUUCCUCGAUCCGAAAUGCGGGGAGGAGGCCAUGUCGGCAAGAUGGUGCCUUGGACGGAAAGGGCUCUCCGCUAAAAAGGUUGGGAGAACGUGCGACACAGUUUUUGCUGCCGUUGGAAGUGAGCUCGUCGAAGGAAUUGAGGAGAUGGGAUCAAUCAUGAGUUUUGUGCGCCGUGUUUUACAAUCUUAUCUGGUUCAAGCAAGCACGGCGCUGAAUCAGAUUCAUGCAGCAUGUCUGAAAAUGUUCAUUUUAUCAGCCUUCGAUAUGGCUCGAGAACUUCAAAUCACUCCGGUCAGGUUGGCUUUUGCGCGUGAAAAGGAGCUUGAACUGUACAACUCUCUAAUGGAUAUUGCCAUUGGGAGGCAAGAAGAGAUAAAAAAUGCCAUUGUGACUACUGUUCAAGAACGUUACGAUGACCUUUUAGACAUGGCGGCCAACUAUCCUCUCGAAAACAUUCCAGCGGACGGAGCGCCGUUGACCGCCUCUGCCAUUCAAGCUUGUUGGGAGGAGUUGCAGGAUUUAGUUCUGGGAACUUUGAACUCGGAAGUUGCUUUGAAAAUUGUCGGGUCUGUCAAUUUCAUGCGGGAUUCAUUCGUGGGAACAUUGCAGCGCUGUCUGGAAAGCUUGGAGAAAAUAAUGCGUGAGCAAGGUGAAGAAUUUCGCACCACGCAAGCUCUGAAACAGAUAUUGAACGCCGCUUAUUCGUUGGAUGCGAAUGUUGUCGGAUAUGGCACUCAUGGUGUCUCAGUUUUCAAAAUCGUUUGGGAGAAGGUAAAACGCGCGCUUGCCAUGACACUUACGCCGUGGAGGUAUAAUCCUCUGAAAGACGUCGAUGAAGAGUGGAAAAAGCACGUCGCUGCCGAUGUCUUAUCCUCGGUUUCUGAAAAUAAGCUAGCGAAGUGUAUAUGCUCACAGUUCCGAGACAGGCUUCGAAAUUCACAUGAAUCAUUUCUUGCCGAUCUUGUGAAACUGGAAAAUUACUACUGCGAUCGUCUGGAAAGAACUGAGGAGCGCAGUCUGAAAGUUAGGCGUCAGUUCGCGCCGAAGGUCGCUCGCUUAUACUUGGAAUCUACCUCGCUCAAGGAUUACGUUUUGUACGGAAUGCCGUUACAAGGAAAAGAAAUUGGUCGUGGCCAGUAUGGUGUUGUUUUCGCGUGUGACUCAUGGGCUGGUUAUUCUCCGUGCGCCAUAAAAUCCGUGGUUCCACCUGACGACAAACACUGGAACGACCUUGCGUUGGAGUUUUACUACACCAGGCAUGCAAAAAUAAAGUUCCUCUAA